Durusdinium trenchii is the source of this 876-nucleotide messenger RNA. NCBI's taxonomy places the organism in Eukaryota, Dinophyceae, Suessiales, Symbiodiniaceae. The record is from the annotation of a GenBank genome assembly.
AUGACUACCAAAGCGGGCACGCCUUUCUAUGUAGCACCUCAGGUUUUAGAAGGGAAGUACGAUCAAGCCGCAGAUCUUUGGAGUUGCGGUGUCAUUAUGUAUGUCCUUCUAUGCGGCUAUCCCCCAUUUUGGGGUGAUACAGACAAGAAGGUUCUACAGAAGGUUUCGAAGGGCUCCUUUAGCUUUAACCCGGCAGAUUGGAAGAACGUCUCCGAGGAUGCAAAGGGUCUCAUCCGAAAUCUGCUGAAGUUCAGUCCAAAAGAGAGGAUCACUGCCGAGCAAGCGCUGAAUGCUGAAUGGGUGAAGGAUCACGCGCCCCGCGCGAACGAUGUCGCCAUCGGCAGCGGCCUGGUCGACAACCUCAGGGGCUUCCGGUCCCAGAACAAGCUCAAAAAGGCGGCACUCCAUGUCAUCGCCGGUCAAAUGACCGACUCGCAGAUCAAGGAUCUGCGUGAGACAUUCAUUGCCAUGGAUGUCAACGGUGACGGCUUGUUGACCGCGAAGGAGCUUGAAGAAGGCAUGCAGAAGGCUGGUUUGGAGAAAGUUCCGCCAGAGCUGGAUGCCAUUCUCAAGGAUGUUGACAGCAACGGUAGUGGUACCAUUGACUACACCGAGUUUCUGGCUGCAACACUUGACAGGAAAAAUUACAUCGCAGAAGAUGUGUGCUGGGCGGCGUUCAGGGUCUUUGACAAAGACGGCUCUGGCACCAUCAGCCGUGAUGAGCUGGCACAGGUCCUCAGCGAUGGGGAAGUGAAGGCGGUGGCGCCGAAAGAUGUCAGCGAGCUUCUUGAGGAAGUCGACAAGAACGGUGAUGGAGAGAUCGACUUCCAGGAGUUUAUGCAGAUGAUGAGAAAGGUCAAUGAAGAGACAAGUUGA